ACUCAAACAUGUCAAAGGUCACGCCAUUGGGUGUUUAAAUGGUCACAGCCUAAUACACACGUUUGUAAACACUGGCCCAAAUCAACAAGGCGAUUUACUUAUAUCUAAUAAAGUAACGUGCAUCGUUAAGAAGACUAUGAAUGUGGGAUCUUUGUACUGGCUGAUUGUCCUACAGCUUGCUGUGGUGUGUAUAGAAUGUAAAACACCAGGACUUCAAACCAGAAUAACAGACAAAGCGCUUAAUUAUGCCACGGAUGUUGCGUUGGACAUACUUUCAAAACAGGUGACGGGUCAGAAAAUUCCGGAUCAACAUGGGAGUACAGGGGACAUCUCCUAUGACAUUACAGGGUUACAGAUAAAUGCAUUUAGCAAGCCGAGCAGUAAAGCCUCUUUGAUUCAGAAUGUUGGAGUGUCUUGGAGCACAAGUGGGAGUUCACUAAACGUCCACGGAAAUUUUCAUUAUAAACUCCACGGAAUAAUUCCCAUAUCGGAUUCUGGAAGUUUUGAUCUUAGAGCAAGUAGCAUAAAUGCUGCAAUUAAUAUUGAAUUGGGUUCGGAUACUACUGGGCGUCCUACAAUGAAAGCUGUUGGCUGUAACUGCAAUAUUGGCUCGGCGGACAUAAGCUUUCAUGGCGGCACUGCAUGGAUAUACAAUUUGUUUUCUGGUUUAGUCGCAGAUAAACUGAAAGAUAUAGUCGGAGGAAGCAAUGGAAUUUUAUGCCAACAGCUGAACAAUCUUGUGAAUGUCAAUGGAACGGAAAGUCUUAAAAAUCUGCCAGUUACAGUAGAAAUAGCAAAGCUGUUCUUGUUGGAUUACAGAUUCCUGUCAAAACCUUCAUUUCAAUCCAAUUUUAUGGAGACGUACCAUAAGGGUGAAGUGUUUUGGAAAUCAAAUCCGAUCGAGGCACCUUUUCCAGUCCCUCCGUUGCUGAAAUUUUCCAAUACAUCUCGGAUGAUGUACCUAUGGGUGUCUGAUUUCCUGUUCAACUCCAUGUCUUAUAAUGCAUACAAAUAUAAUCAACUCCGAUACAACGUCACUAACAAGGACCUCCCUGGAGGAGUUUUGAACACAACUUGUCAGAAGGUGACAUGCAUCGGGAAUUUCAUUCCAGAAAUCGGAAAGAAAUUUCCCAACACAACAGUGAUGUUAUACAUGAAAUCUACAGCGAUGCCAAACAUGACCGUCAGGAAUGGGUCAACUAUGGUAGACGCCUCUGGUGAUAUUCUCUUCUUUGCUCAACAACAAGGCGGGAAAUACAUCUACUUCUUAACAUUAUCGGCGAUGAUGUCAUCAACAAUAUCUGUGAGGAUACAAAAUGAGAAGAUUUUUGCCAAAGUCCUGAAAUUACCGAUUGCUGUUAAAGUAAAAGAUUCAAAAAUUGGGCAGCUUUCGCCUCAGGUAUUGGAUUUGAUUAUAAAAGGCGUUGUUGCGGUAUUUGUGGAACCAAAACUAAAUGACUUUGGAAAUAAAGGCUUUCCUCUUCCUGUUAUCGAAUCUGUACACUUUGUUGACACCCAACUGACAAUUGCUAAGGACACACUUUUCAUAGCAACAGAUCUGAAGUAUAAAGGAUGAAAAUGGGCAGUUAUCGAGAUACUUCAAUUAUCAUAAAUCU
Molecule: messenger RNA, 1616 nt
Organism: Saccostrea cuccullata (small rock oyster)
Lineage: Eukaryota; Metazoa; Mollusca; Bivalvia; Ostreida; Ostreidae
Product: lipopolysaccharide-binding protein-like
Exons: 15
Coding region: 137-1576 (479 amino acids)
Molecular function (GO): lipid binding
Source: RefSeq, a predicted model, not a curated record